Messenger RNA from Mangifera indica (mango), 1050 nucleotides. RefSeq lists its product as uncharacterized. The transcript is spliced from 4 exons. NCBI's taxonomy places the organism in Eukaryota, Viridiplantae, Streptophyta, Magnoliopsida, Sapindales, Anacardiaceae. Gene Ontology annotation, molecular function: protein binding. The record is from RefSeq and is a predicted model, not a curated record. The coding region runs from base 34 to 969 and encodes 311 amino acids.
CACAGCAUCCAUAACCAAACUUAGAAUUUCACAAUGGAAUCUGCCCUUUCUCUAAGCUAUUUUCCUCGACCUGCAAUUCUCUUCAACCUAAAUCUUUCCACAAUGAGCGUUAAGCUUAAACAAACAACCAGACUUCGCUCCAGCCAUUCUUGUUUUUCGCUCUCAAGUGGUUUACAUGUUACUCGGCGCUCACCUGGGCAUGUUUUGAACUUCAAUGCAGUGGUUAGUGAGCUGGAGAAGUCCUCAACUCCGUCAAAGGAAAAUGAGAAAAAGGGAGAUGGAAGAAAGUUAAAAGGUGUGGUGGGGGCAUCUUUGGUUUUGGCUUGUGUUGUUGGUAUUAUGAGUUGCAGUUCUAAGAUGAAUCAAAAGGCCGCCAUUGCAGGUCCCAUGGAAAUGUAUCAGAAAGCUCCCCCGACGUCAGUGUCAAUACAAACAAUCGGCGGAAAUCUAGCGCUUAAAUCUUUUUUGGAUGUGGGUGUGGAGCUGGCUUCAAGCUCGAGUAAAGAAAAGCCCUUUGAUCAACCUAAAUUUAAUGUGCCUCCUGGGCCUUCAAUGGAAGAUAUCAAUGCCAUUAAGAUGGAAGCGGUGCGGAAAAUGAAAUCGGGGAAGCCUGAGGAGGCUGAGAAAAUGCUUCAAGAUCUAUACCGUACAUGUCAAAAUGAGCUUGAACCUGCAUACCAUGCAGAGAUGGCUUUAGUAGAAAUUCUCAUUUAUCAGGGAAAAUACGAAGAAGCCUCAAAUUGUAGCUGUCUCAAGAAAAAACAUUGCAACCAGAAGCCUGAUGGACGAUUCCCACUUUACAAGGCUAUUAUAUACACCAUGCUGAAUAACGAGCCGGAAGCAACGAAGGAGUGGAAAGAGUUCGCAGCAAUGGAUGGAGACGCUGAUCUUGAACACUAUUCCAUAGACUAUGACUUGUUAAAAUAUUUAUUAGUCGAAUUCGUCCGUGCAAAGACAAAAAAUGUAUAAUCAAAAUAUGAUAACCUUGUAACGAGUUUUUUACAUGGCAUGUACAAAAGUGAAAUAAGGAAUAUAAAAUUCCAUUUCAAU